GCAGCUGCGAAAAACGAGAUCUGGAGCGAAUCGUGCGAGAGAAAAAAAGCAAAUUUGUGCGCAUCGCUCUGCCCGCCUCGCGAAGCACAAACAAACCGUGGAGCAGGGCUUUCUCUUGACUUCAGCGAGGUACGCCCUCCGGAGGAUAAAGGCACAGAAAUUGGGCUUGCUGGGUCCACAGUCCUACAAGUCGAGCACAGGUGGUGAAGUUUCUGCUAAGGCUGGCACAGCCAGGGCGAGCACUGUUGAUAAAGA
Molecule: messenger RNA, 255 nt
Organism: Amoebophrya sp. A120
Lineage: Eukaryota; Dinophyceae; Syndiniales; Amoebophryaceae
Source: the annotation of a GenBank genome assembly